AUGUCGAAGUUCGAUCAGAAAGCGACCACUAAGUCUGGCAAGCCUGGGCAAAUCAGUGAUGAGAGCAUCACGCUUCCCAAUGUCCGCGGUCGCAUCCCAUCUCUCCAGGCAUCUCGCCUGCGCACAAUGAUGCUCGAAGCCUACCGCGACCCAUCCAAGAUCCUCGCACACGCCUGCAGCUACGAUGGCCUAUCUUCUCGUCUUGUUGAGGAAGCCGGCUUUCCCAUGAUUUUCCUCGCCGGUUACCCUUGUGCAAGCUCUUACGGACUACCCGACACAGGCUACAUUGCUAUGGCAGAAAUGUGCGACAAGAUCCAGGAGGCGGUGCGACAGGUGACGGUGCCAGUCAUGGCCGAUGCAGAUACAGGAUACGGUAGCCCUAUGAACGUCAAGCGCACAGUGCAGUGCUUUGCCGAAGCUGGCGCAGCUGGCAUUAUGAUUGAGGACCAGACUUGGCCGAAGAGGUGUGGCCACACUAAGGGAAAGGCUGUUGUCUCACGAGGCGAGGCUUUUGCGCGUGUGCAGGCUGCCUGUGAUGCUCGAAAUGAGGGCAAGGAUAUAUUCGUACUUGCGCGCACUGACGCACUCAUCCUUGGCUGGGACGAGGCUAUGACACGUGCCCGGGAGUUCAAGCGUAUCGGUGUCGAUGCCGUCUUCGUUGAAGCCCUGCCUGAUCGUCAGGCCAUGAGCAAGUGCGUUGAGGAACUAGACAUGCCAGUCUUUGCAAACAUCAUCGAGGGCGGCUUGACGCAGAACUUGUCCGCUAAGGAUCUUGCCAACCUCGGAUUCUGUGCUGUGGCUUAUCCGUGGACACUCGUUGCCGCGAAGUUGAAGAGCAUCCGUGAGACUUUGGAGGCGCUAAAGAAGAGCAUGACUGAAGGCGCUCCACCCAUGAUACUGUCAUACUCUGAGGUUUGUGAGGGCGUGGGCUUUAAUCGGAUGAGGAGGAACGAUACAAAUACAGUGAAGAUGGACUCAUAA
This is a messenger RNA of Alternaria postmessia, 981 nucleotides long. RefSeq lists its product as uncharacterized. NCBI's taxonomy places the organism in Eukaryota, Fungi, Ascomycota, Dothideomycetes, Pleosporales, Pleosporaceae. The transcript is spliced from 5 exons. Gene Ontology annotation, molecular function: catalytic activity. The record is from RefSeq and is a predicted model, not a curated record. The coding region runs from base 1 to 981 and encodes 326 amino acids.